UUCAUAUUUCCACCAUUUUUACCCUCCUUCACUUGUUUGAAUCUUGGUGGUUUUGUUUUGCUUGGUUAAGGUUUUGCGGGUUCACAGAAUCUUCUCAAUAGGGUUGGAAACAAAAACAGUAUGGGUGAGAUAUCUUGCUCCACUGAACCAAUCAAUGGAGUGCUGAGUCGCUCAUCUUCAUCCCCACCACCUAGUGGCUACAGGAAGAGCUGUUGGUACGAGGAAGAGAUCGAGGAGAACUUGCGCUGGUGCUUCGCUCUCAACAGUAUUUUGCAUACAGGGUCGACCCAGUACCAGGAGAUUGCCCUGUUCGACACAAAACCCUUCGGCAAGGCGCUAGUAAUUGAUGGGAAGCUUCAGAGUGCAGAGGUGGAUGAGUUUAUUUACCAUGAAUGCCUUGUCCACCCACCCCUCCUUAAUCACCCCAAUCCAAAGACAGUGUUCAUUAUGGGAGGAGGUGAGGGCUCGACAGCCAGAGAGAUCCUUAAACACACAACAGUGGACAAGGUUGUAAUGUGCGACAUUGACGAGGAAGUGGUAGAGUUCUGCAAGGAGUACUUGGUUGUGAACACUGUAGCUUUUAAUGAUCCCAGGCUUGAUGUCAUAAUCAAUGAUGCCAGGGCCGAGCUAGAGAAGAGAAAAGAAGAGAAGUUUGAUGUGAUAGUUGGGGAUUUGGCCGACCCAAUUGAAGGAGGCCCAUGCUACAAACUCUACACCAAGUCCUUCUACGAGUCCACUGUGAAGCCCAGGCUGCGUCAGGGGGGCAUUUUCGUCACUCAGGCUGGACCGGCUGGGAUUUUCAGCCACGCUGAAGUUUAUGCCUGCAUCUACAACACUCUGAGGCAGGUGUUCAAAUAUGUUGUGCCUUAUGCUGCUCACAUUCCUUCCUAUGCUGACACUUGGGGAUGGGUCAUGGCUUCAGAUAGUCCAUUGGAGCUAAGUUGUGAAGAGAUGGACCUGAGAAUCAAGCAGAGAGUGGAAGGGGAGAAUAAGUAUCUAGAUGGAACCACCUUCUCUUCUGUCUCUACUUUGAACAAAGUUGUUCGAAAUUCGUUGUUCAAUGAGACACAUGUUUACACGGAAGGAGCAGCAAGAUUUAUUUACGGUCAUGGCAAAAACGAGCUAUAAGUCUGACAAAAAGAAGAAGCACAGAAGAAAGAACCCAAAGAGAAGUUGUUAAGACGAAGGGAUGAAGAAAAAACAACCAAGUGAAAUAUAUUAUAUGUGAUGCCUUUAUAUAUUAAGGAAAUGUUUUCAUUUUUCUUUAUUUGGGAUACAUGGUUCUCUUGUUAAGUUGAUCAUGUAGCCUCUUUUUGCCAUUUCUAAACAUCAUGAUAUGACAAAUUCUCCUUGUUUUGUGUUUCUUUGUGUGGGCAUUUCUAAACAUCA
Messenger RNA from Linum trigynum, 1389 nucleotides. NCBI's taxonomy places the organism in Eukaryota, Viridiplantae, Streptophyta, Magnoliopsida, Malpighiales, Linaceae. The record is from the annotation of a GenBank genome assembly.